AUGCCGCUGGAGCUGGCCAUCGCCGAGAGCGUGUCCCGCGGGAAGCUGGUGGCCGGGAGAGUGCCGGGCGGCGGGAGCGCGGUCACCGAGUCGUCGGUGCCGACGUUCGCCAACCCGCCGUGGACGGAGGUGUGGGUGCUCAUCAAGCGCUCCUUCACCAACACGGGGCGCAUUCCGGAGCUCUUCAUGAUGCGCCUCGUCACCAUCAUGGUCACCGGCUUCAUCCUGGCCACCAUCUUCUGGCGCCUCGACGACACCCCCAAGGGCGUGCAGGAGCGGCUGGGCUUCUUCGCCAUGGCCAUGUCCACCAUGUUCUACGUGUGCGCCGACGCUCUCCCCGUGUUCGUGCAGGAGCGCCACAUCUACCUCCGCGAGACCGCGCACAACGCCUACCGCCGCAUCUCCUACGUGCUGGCCAACGCCGUGGUCGCGUUCCCGCCGCUGGUGCUGCUGUCGCUGGCUUUCGCGGUCACCACGUUCUGGGCGGUGGGGCUGGCCGGCGGCGCCUCGUCGUUCCUCUUCUUCGUGCUCAUCGUCCUCGCCUCCUUCUGGGCGGGCAGCGGCUUCGUCACCUUCCUGUCCGCGGUGGUGCCGCACGUCAUGCUGGGGUACACGGUGGUCGUCGCCAUCCUCGCCUACUUCCUCCUCUUCUCCGGCUUCUUCAUCACCAGGGAUCGCAUCCCCGACUACUGGAUUUGGUUCCACUACCUGUCGCUGGUGAAGUAUCCAUACCAGGCGGUCCUUCAGAACGAGUUUGGCGGGGCGUCGCGCUGCUUCUCUCGCGGCGUGCAGAUGUUCGACCGCACGCCAAUCGGGCGCAUGCCGGAGGCCGUCAAGAUGAAGGUGCUCGAGGCCAUUAGCGCCACCCUGGGCACCAACGUUACAGCGGAUACAUGCGUGGCCACCGGCGCAGAUGUGCUGGCGCAGCAGGCUGUCAUGGACAUCAGCAAGUGGAAGUGCCUGCUGAUUACAGUGGCAUGGGGGUUCUUUUUCAGGGUUCUCUUCUAUGUGGUCUUGCUAGUAGGGAGCAAGAACAAGAGAAAAUAA
Miscanthus lutarioriparius is the source of this 1047-nucleotide messenger RNA. Lineage: Eukaryota; Viridiplantae; Streptophyta; Magnoliopsida; Poales; Poaceae. The record is from the annotation of a GenBank genome assembly.